AUGGCCGUCGCCGCCGACUCCGCCGAUCCCGCCGUCGCCACCUCCACCUGCGCGCACUGUAACCGAGAGAUUCCGUCUCCGAACAUCACGCUGCAUUCUGCACACUGUGCUCGCAACCUUCAUGUGAAAUGUGAGCAUUGUGGAGAUAUGGUCCCAAGGAAGCACAUGGAUAGGCACUACGACGAUAACCAUGCUCCGGUGAAUUGCCCACGCUGCGAACAAACUGUGGAGCAUGAGCUGUGGGAUCUUCAUAAACGCUUACAGUGCCCACAAAGGAUGCUUGCGUGCCAAUAUUGCAAGUUUGAACUACCCGCGGAUGACAUUUUUGAGCAUCAGGAUGUAUGUGGAAAUCGAACAAAAUAUUGUCAACCUUGCAACAAGGACAUCAGACUUCGCGAAUGGAUUGGACACGAGCUCCUACUCCAUUCAAAAACAAAUGCUGCUGCAGAAUCCUCAAGUGACAGAUCCAUGCUGGAAAAAGAAGAGGGUGGUCGUCACAAGCAAGUACGCCCGGCUUUUGGUUUGAAACACAAGCAACUGCUCCUCACAAUUGCAAUAACCGGACUUGCUGUACUGAUUGGAUCCAUUCUGUUCCAAAGAAGGAUUGGAAGUUCCGAAGCCCAGUGA
This is a messenger RNA of Triticum turgidum subsp. durum (durum wheat), 627 nucleotides long. NCBI's taxonomy places the organism in Eukaryota, Viridiplantae, Streptophyta, Magnoliopsida, Poales, Poaceae. The record is from the annotation of a GenBank genome assembly.